UUCCCGCCUGUUUUUCGCGUUGAGUUUCUCCUCCAGCUCUGCAAACCCCUCGCCCGCUGCCCUUUCUGCGCCCAUUCCGGUACAGUGGUCUCCUCUCCUUUGCCCUCUUCUUGGGCUUGCCUGGGAUUAUCCAACGCGCUCUCCAUCCAAUAAGAACUGGAGAAGGACCUCAGUGGCAGCGGCAGCAGCGCUAUCGAGGGAAAGGAAGGGCGGAGCUACGGCGCUGGACCGGAGCUUCCUUGACUCUUUAAUUCCCCCAGCGAGAGAGAUCUGCCAGUCAGAGUCAGGGAGGGACGCGUAGCGGCGUGGGUGGCUCCCCGCGCAGGGCAGGAGUAGCUGGCUCGCCCGUCUCUCUCUCUCUCUCUCUCUCCGCAUCCUUUAGAGAAGGGCGGCCGCCUCAAUUCAUCUCCUCGCUUCCCCCCUCACGGCUGGGGUCUCCGAGUCUCGCAAAAUGGCCGGCAGCCGGGAUUGUGCUAGUGAGCAGCUGCAGCAUUGGAAAGAGCAGCGAGGCAGCCAGAAACCAGGUGACUUGACCACCGGAGCAGGAAUCCCAGUGGCAGACAAGUUGAAUACCUUGACUGUAGGUCCACGAGGGCCCCUCCUGGUUCAGGAUGUGGUUUUCACUGAUGAGAUGGCACACUUUGACCGAGAGAGGAUUCCUGAGAGAGUUGUGCAUGCCAAAGGAGCAGGAGCUUUUGGCUAUUUUGAAGUGACUCAUGAUAUUACUAAAUAUUGUAAAGCAAAGCUGUUUGAGCACAUUGGAAAAAGAACUCCAAUAGCUAUUCGAUUCUCCACUGUUGCUGGAGAAUCAGGUUCAGCUGAUACAGUUCGUGAUCCUCGAGGCUUUGCAAUGAAAUUCUAUACUGAAGAUGGCAACUGGGAUCUUGUGGGAAACAACACUCCCAUCUUCUUUAUUCGUGAUGCAAUGCUGUUUCCAUCCUUUAUCCAUACCCAAAAGAGGAACCCACAGACUCAUCUGAAAGAUCCAGACAUGGUAUGGGAUUUUUGGAGCCUUCGGCCUGAGUCUCUGCACCAGGUGUCAUUUCUGUUCAGUGAUCGUGGAAUUCCAGAUGGACACCGUCAUAUGAAUGGCUAUGGAUCACAUACCUUUAAGCUAGUAAAUGCUAGCGGAAAGGCAGUAUACUGCAAAUUUCAUGCCAAGACUGAUCAGGGAAUCAAAAACCUUCCUGUUGAAGAAGCUGCUAAAUUGGCUUCUGAAGAUCCCGACUAUGGCCUGCGUGAUCUGUAUAAUGCUAUUGCCAAUGGAAACUAUCCAUCUUGGAGUUUCUACAUCCAGGUUAUGACAUUUGAACAAGCUGAGAAAUUUCCAUUCAAUCCUUUUGAUUUAACUAAGGUUUGGCCUCAUAAAGACUAUCCCCUCAUCCCUGUGGGGAAACUGAUCUUAAACAGGAACGCUGUCAAUUAUUUUGUUGAGGUGGAGCAAAUUGCCUUUGACCCAAGCAACAUGCCCCCAGGAAUUGAACCUAGCCCUGAUAAGAUGUUACAGGGCCGUCUCUUCUCCUAUCCAGAUACUCACAGACACCGUCUGGGACCAAACUACCUUCAGAUUCCUGUAAAUUGUCCCUAUCGAACUCGAGUGUCCAACUAUCAGAGAGAUGGAUUUAUGUGUAUGGGUGAGAACCAAGGUGGUGCCCCAAACUAUUAUCCAAAUAGUUUUACUGGCCCUGCGGAUCAACCCCAUUUGAAAGAGAGUCGCACAUUUAUUUCGGGUGAUGUGCAGCGCUUCAACAGUGAAAAUGAGGACAAUGUGUCUCAAGUACGAGACUUCUAUACCAAAGUCCUGAAGGAGGAUGAACGCAAAAGGCUUUGUGAGAACAUAGCUGGCCAUCUUAAGGAUGCUCAGCUUUUCAUCCAGAAGAGAGCGGUGAAAAACUUUACUGAUGUUCAUCCUGAUUAUGGUGCACGCAUUCAAGCUCUCCUGGACAAAUACAAUGCUAAAGGAGGCAAAAAGGAUUGUGUUCAUACCUAUACUCAGACUUCAUCCAGUCUUCUUUCAAAAGAAAAAUCUAAUUUGUAAAUUACAUCAUCUAGAUUACUUGGUCCCAUUGGCGCUCACUUCGUCCCAUGGGAUUUAAGUCCGUCCAAUGGGAAAAUAAGCUGUGGAAGAUCUUUAACAAACAUGAUAAAUGUACUCAUAUUGCAGAAGUGCAUCUUGGCUAGUAAUUGCAAUGUCAAACCAUUAAAAAUUACAUUUGCAGUUGAAAACUAAAUGAAUAAUAACCAUAUGCCUUUAACGUUAUCGGUCUAGAUUGUUAAAGCUGAAUCUAUGCUAGCAAUACUUUUAAGUAGUAUGGUUGAAGUGUAUGCUAAAGUUCUGUUUCCUCUUGCAAAUUUUAAUCAAAAUUGGUGCUUUUAAAAAAAAAUUCUUGUAACUGAUUUUAUAUCUAUUUACUAAAGGGUUCUUACCUAAUGCUGUGAUAUAUUUUUCUGGCCAUGCUGGCAUCACAACCAGCAUGGUAUCGCAACCAAUAAAUAAAACUCUUAUUCUAUAGGUAUUGACAAAUGAGCAUGUUCAAAAAGAGAAAAGUUCAAAUAUGUAAUCACUUCUUGAUUAAAAGCCAUAUAAAUUUGCAUAAUGCAUUUGAAAAUCGUCUCUAAAAUUCCUCUUGGAAAAUUAUAUGAAAUAUGAGUUUUGGCUUGUACUGGUGCUAAAAAUUUAGCUUGCCCUCAUUUUUUUAAAUGUGGGAUGGAUUCCAGCAGCUGUUUGGAACACUGAAUUUGAGAAUGGAUUUUGAAUCUUACUUAUGAUGCAAAUUCAAAAUAAAAGUGUAUAUCUUCUAAACACCA
Molecule: messenger RNA, 2808 nt
Organism: Hemicordylus capensis (graceful crag lizard)
Lineage: Eukaryota; Metazoa; Chordata; Lepidosauria; Squamata; Cordylidae
Gene: CAT
Product: catalase
Exons: 13
Coding region: 452-2038 (528 amino acids)
Biological process (GO): response to hydrogen peroxide; hydrogen peroxide catabolic process
Cellular component (GO): peroxisome; mitochondrion; cytoplasm
Molecular function (GO): heme binding; catalase activity
Source: RefSeq, a predicted model, not a curated record